Molecule: messenger RNA, 3404 nt
Organism: Drosophila grimshawi
Lineage: Eukaryota; Metazoa; Arthropoda; Insecta; Diptera; Drosophilidae
Gene: dally
Product: division abnormally delayed protein
Exons: 9
Coding region: 341-2287 (648 amino acids)
Biological process (GO): regulation of protein localization to membrane; positive regulation of canonical Wnt signaling pathway; cell migration
Cellular component (GO): plasma membrane; cell surface; extracellular region
Source: RefSeq, a predicted model, not a curated record
AGUGCAAAAAAAGAAUAAUAAAAGUUUUCUCUGUGUGCGUGUGUGUGUGAGCCGCUCUCUUUCGCUCGCGUCUCUCGCAUACUCUCUGUGCGUGUGUGUGUGUGCGCUCUUGUGUGUGAGUGAGUAUUGGUGUUGAACAGCUGUUUAGUGCAACAUGCAGCAUAGCUGCCUAAAAUCAUAGAGGCACACACCGAAAGCAGCACACCUCAAAAGGAAAAGUAUUUGUUGCCUCACCUUGAAAGGUGUCCGGUUCACAUUUUCUGCAUAGCUCAAACAAGAAUUUACGGCAGCAACCACAAACAGCAACAACUGCAGCAACAACAACAACAGCAACAACAAUAUGGCCGGUCAGCAACAACAAGUGACUAGAAUGCUGCUUGUGGCGCUCAUAUGCUGCGUUGGCCUUGCCACAGCAAAGCACUUGGGUGCCACCGAUGGCGACAUUGUGGCUGCCAGCGACAACGACAACGACAUCAUUCACCACCAUCACCAACACCAUCAGCAGCAGCAGCAACAUCAUCAGCAUCAACACAGUGCCGCAACGCACCAUCGUCGACGCCUGCAACGCGACUCUCGCGCCAAGGAUACGGCGCAUCAACAGCAGCAGCAGCAGUGUGAGGCAGUCAAGGGUUACUUCGAAUCGAUCGACAUCAGGUCGAGUGGAGUUUACAAUGAAAAAGGCGCCACAUGUGGGGGCAGCUGCUGCAGCAAUGCCACCGAACUGGAGCUGCGCCACAAGGCUGCCGGCAAGUUUGAGCAACUACUGCACCAUCAUACGAGCAGCCUGCGCGGCAUCCUCGAGACCACAGCCAGCCAAUUUCAGAGUCACGUUCUGGAGCUGGCGGAGCAGUCGGAGAAUAAAACGUUAAAUGUGUUCUCACAGGUCUAUAGGCGAAUGGUGCCACUGUCGCGGAAGUUGAUACAUCAGCUCUAUACGGAAAUCAUCAAUCAUUUGAAGUACACGUCGAACUACAGCAGCAAUAAUGGUCAGGGCAACAGCAUCCUGAACAGUCAGAGCAGUUUGGAGGAUGCACUGCACAGAUUCUUCGAGCACCUGUUUCCCGUUGCCUACCAUCAGGCGGUGCAUUUAACCAAGGACAACUAUGGGGAGCUGCAUGACGAUUACACGAAUUGCCUGAGGCAUAACUACGAUGACCUGCAGCCUUUUGGCCAGAUACCCAAGGAAAUUCAGGCCAAUCUGCUGCAGAGCGUGCACAUGUCCAACAUCUUUAUGAACGCCCUGCUCCAGAGUGCCGAGGUGCUCAGCGAAACCGAUGCGCUCUACGGCAAACAGAUGACGGAUACGUGCAAAUUGCAUCUACUCAAGAUGCACUACUGUCCCAACUGUAAUGGGCACCAGGAGCACAACAGGCCCAAGGUCUGCUACAGCUACUGCAUGAAUGUGAUGCGUGGUUGCUCUGCCCAGUACUCGGGACUCCUGGACAGUCCCUGGUCAAAUGUUGUGGAGGCUUUGGACAAUCUGGUGGCCACACACAUACGCUCCGAUAGCGGCAUCAUGAGCACCAUCAAACAGCUGGACACUAAACUGUCCGAGGCCAUUAUGCGAGCUAUGGAAAAUGGACCAGAGCUGGAGAAGAAGGUGUCCAAGACAUGUGGCACGCCCAAUCUGCUGCCCUCGCUGACCGCCCCGGAGGCGCAUCCAAUGCAUCAACAUGGCACCAUCAAGUGGGCCACGCCACCAGACGCGGGCAUCGUUCACUUUCUGUCCACCAUCGAGAAGUCCAAGGAGUUCUUCACCAACAUUGUCUACAACUACUGUGAUGAGGAUUAUACUCAACGCAACGAUCAUCUCUGCUGGACCGGAGAUCGCGUUGGGGAAUACACACAGCUGCUGAUAACGCCCGGCACGGAUACACAGCGCUACAAUCCGGAGGUCCCCUUGGAGGAUCAAUCGCAGAUCACCAAACUCAACGAGCUGGUGGACAAGCUCAUCAAGAUUCGCAAGAGCAUCGGCGUAUCGGCGCCACUCUCGAGCAAUCAUGAUAUACAGAGCGACAUGGGUCGCGAGGGUUCCGGCGGCGGUGGCGGCGGAGUGGGUCACAUCAGCGACGAUGAGGAGUACGGCAUACACGCCUCCGGCGAUGGCUCGGGCGACGGACCCACAUCUAAUUUCGAAGACCCGUCUGGCACCACGCCCAUCUCUAACAACGAUAUCGAAUCGCGCGAGAAUUCAAAGGCAGGUUCUGCCUCGACGCUGACGUUCUCGACGACGAGCCUUCUACUACUCCUCACACUAGUCACAACACUCUACAGUAGUUGUAGUUAAAGCAGCAGCACCCAAAUCCCAAAAAAGUAAAGCACAUAUACGCAAAUAUAUAUACACAUAUAUAUAUAUAUAUAUAUAUAUAUAUAAUGAAUAUAUAUAUAUAUCUAAAUAUAUAUAUAUCUAAGAGCAAAACGCAGGCAAAUCAGAACGCUAAAAAGAGCGAGCGCACAAAGUUCGACGCAAUGCAAACAAUUAGUUAUUAUUAUUAUUAUUAUUAUUAUGAACAUUAUUAUUUGGAUAAUUCUUAAGUUGUUAUCAUUAAUUUAAUAGCUACUAAGCGCACUAAAUUGUGUAACUUUGCAAUCGAGAAGCGCGUUUGGAAUGCAACAAAACAAUCUUCAAAAAGAAAACGAAACAGAAAAUGAAAAACAAUCGAACAUAAACCCAAAUUGAGAUGCGGUACGUCUCUCUAUUUGUGGCGUCUCCACCUUUUCUUCUAGUAGCUUUCCCUCAACUGCUGAGCCUCCUUGUUGCGCCUAAAUGCUGAAAAUCCAACUAGACUUUUGUGCCAUAUAUAAAGAAAUGUGUUGCGACGUUUGCAUUAAGAAUAACAAAAACAACAAAACAAAUAAACAAAAUACAAACAGAAAGAGAAACAGUAAAUAAAAUAGGCUCAAAUCGAUCUUUAGCGAGUGCAGUUCUUCAAACUCAUAUAAAUAUAUAAACACAUAAAUACAUAUUUAGCAUACAGUACGUUAAAUACACACAUAUAUAAAGCUCAAUGUUCAAAGCAAAUUGUUCCUUUUUGGUGUAAAAAAGAAAGUAAAUACAAAUAGUUGCUGUUACCGCUCAUUUUGAGAGAGAGAGAGAGAGAACGAGAAAAAGAAAGAGAAUUCUUCAAUCGACAGAAUACGUAAAAAAAUAAUGAAUUUAAAGUUGAAAAUCUGUUAGCUAAGAAAAUAAAUACAUAAACAAACUAUUGUUGUCAACAAUUUUUGAGAGCUCAAAGAAUUUUGAAAAAAAAAAGUCAACGAAAGAAAAUGCAUACAUAUAAAUGGAAUUUAGUUGAGUAAACUUACUUUUGGGAAAUUAAACUAGAAGACUUACAGCUUUAUACGCAUGAAACGAUGAAAAUCUAUUAUCGAGAUAUAUAUAUAUAUAUACCCAUGUAUAUCUA